AAAGUCACUCAAAAGUAGACGGGUUGCUAUGGGCUUCGGUUUAUGAGGGCAUAGGGAUUUGAUUUUGCUGGGGUUUCGUUAGUGUAAGCUUUCAGGUCGAUUGGUUCGAGUAGAUAUAAUUUUUUACCACUAACCUCCAAUAAAAAGUUUCAUUCGCAAUGGGUGCAAAGAAAAAUCCGAGACACGCGAAAAAAGAAGCAAAGCAGCAGCUGGCCAAUAAGAAUGGGAAGAAGCCUGAGGGUGGGGCCGGGGGCUCCUUCUUCACCUGGUUCAUGGUUCUGGCCCUGCUUGGCGUGUGGACCUCUGUGGCCGUGGUUUGGUUCGACCUGGUCGACUACCAGGGCGUCGUCGCCAAAGCAAAGGACCUCCAUUCUAAUCUUUCAGAAGUAAUACAAGGAAAACUCGGAUCCUACGAUGCGGACAAUGACGGCGACUUCGAUUUGGAGGACGUCCAAGUAAUGCUAGGGCUGAAGGACAAGCCGGCCGUCGUGGUGCAAACAGAGGCGACGAAAGAGGAAGCAGCAGCUCCACCAGCAGAACAAGAACCUGAGCCAGAACCUGAGCUUGAACUGGAACCGGAACCAGAACAAGAACCGGAACCGGAACCGGAACCUGAGCCUGAGCCAGAGCCCGUCGUGGAGGAGCCUACAGAGCCAGAGGUGGAGGAAGAGAUCGAAGCUGUAGAGGAAGAGGUGGAGGAAGAGCAGGUGGUGGAGGAGGAACCAGUUUUGGAGGAAGUGGCUGCCCCAGUUGAAGAGGAAGCAGGUCUUUGGGGAGAAGAGGCUGCUCCUGCAGAAGAGGAAGUAGCUGUUACUGAAGAAGAGGAAGUGGCUGCUCCCGUGGAGGAGGAAGUGGCUGCUCCUGUAGAAGAGGAAGUGGCUGCUCCUGUGGAAGAGGAAGAGGCUGCUGCCGUUGAAGAGGAAGAGGCUGCUCCUGUGGAAGAGGAAGAGGCUGCUCCUGUGGAAGCGGACGAGGCUGCUCCUGUGGAAGCGGAAGAGGCUGCUCCCGUGGAAGCGGAAGUGGCUGCUCCCGUAGAAGAGGAAGUGGCUGCUCCCGUAGAAGAAGAAGUGGCUGCUCCCGUAGAAGAGGAAGUGGCUGCUCCCGUAGAAGAGGAAGUGGCUGCUCCCGUGGAAGAGGAAGUGGCUGCUCCCGUGGAAGAGGAAGUGGCUGCUCCCGUGGAAGAGGAAGUGGCUGCUCCCAUAGAAGAGGAGGUAGCCACUCCAGUUGAAGUGGAAGAGGCCGCCCUGGUUGAGGAGGAAGAGGCUGCACCAGUUGAGGAAGAAGAGGCUGCACCAGUUGAGGAAGAAGAGGCUGCACCAGUUGAGGAGGAAGAGGCUGCACCAGUUGAGGAAGAAGAGGCAGCACCAGUUGAGGAAGAAGAGGCUGCACCUGUGGAAGAGGAAGCUGUUGAGGAGGUGCAGGAAGAGGCUGCUCCUGCAGAAGAUGUUGAAGAGGAGGAAGUAGCCCAGGAAGAGGGGGAGUCGGAGCCAGUGGAGGAGGAGGUAGCUGCAGCUGAAGAGGCAGAGCCAGAGGCUGAAGCGUUAACUGAAGGUGAAUCUGAAGAAGUUCCUGAAGAGGAGGAAAUGCUUCAGGAAGAAACAGAAGCAGAUGAACCCGUUCCAAUUGAAGAACAGGCUAAAGCAGAGUCUUCAGAAGAACCUGUUGCGACAGAGCAACAAUUUGAGGAGGAGCCGAUUGAAGAACCUGUUGCGACAGAGCAACAAUUUGAGGAGGAGCCCAUUGAUACGUAAAGCUUGAACAGGAACAUGGGGAGAUCACGAGGACACACCCCGACAACAUUCCACUGAGAGGGAGCGUCUGAAAAAUCCCACCGCUGAGCAAAAAAUGGGAAAAAAAACAAAAAAACAAAACGAAAAAAAGAAUACCAUGGAGAGAGUCCUGACUGGUGGCGUGGAGUCCAGGAGUCAAACCCCUUCAGAACCCAUCCUCCCUGUCUGUUCGUCUCUCACCCUUUCUUCUUGUCCACGGUUCACUCUUUUAGUUCACUCAACCUUUCUUUAGUGACGUAUGAUUAUGCUUUUUCUCCCGCUCGUGAUUAUUCCCCCCCCCCCCCUUUAUUUUAUCUCACGUUUUUUUCUGCGAUUGAAAAUUGUGAAUGAUUUUCAGGAUCUUAGGUAGCAUCUUUCAUUAAUCGCGUUAUAUUCUUAGUCUCUCUCUCCGACCCCUUUCAUUUUUAGUCUGUUAGAUGGAUGUUUUGUUCAGUUUUUUGAGUUGUAAUUGCAGUCAGUGUGAAAAGAGCAGAGGUACAUGUCUUUGUUUGUUAGCCGCAGGUUUCAGCCUGUGGCCGAGGGCGGCCAGCUCUCGCCCUCGUGUGUGUUCCCCCCUCGUCACGGCCGCCAUCUUGUUUUGUGACGUAACGGCGACGCGUCUGUGAAGGAUCUUUAUGCAAAGCUGAAGCGGUCUGUCACCGAGUCGCUCAGCUGAAACGUUUUGUAUUACCAGUAUGUAUUUAGUGCUCACGUCACUGUCGCACAGCUGUCAAGAAUCUAUGCUGGCAGGGCUACUCAAGGGAAUUGUCUGGUGGUGCGUGUGUGUGUGUGCGUGUGUGUCUGUGUGUGUGUGUGUGCGUGUGCGUGUGUGUGUGUGUGUGCGUGCGCGCGCAUGACCUCGUGUGCACAGCUCGCUUUUUUUGAGCAUCCAUAAUGAGCCGUGAUGUCAUUAUCGGCAGAUUGUCAGCUUAUUUUCAGUAUUUUAACACACUGUACCUCUGUUUGGUAGCUGUUUGGUACUGCAAGUGUUCUCCACACGCACCUCAACUAAGAAACCACAGCAGCUUCUUCACCUCUUGAUAUUUAGUGGACCACAUCUGUUAGCCAGACGUUGUGAGUGAUGAUAGCACAUUCUCUUUAUUCCUUGUGCUUAGGUUUAAAUCUCUACGUGGUUCGGGAUCAGUGAAUGUCUAUUACCACUGCUCUGUAUGAAUAUAGUUUUUUUUUAUUAUUAUUAACUAAUGAAUGAGUGCUUUUGCACACAGCUGUGAAGCUUAAGGUGGGUUUUUUUAUUUAGUUUAUUUUUUUGGGACUUGUGUGACAAACACACCUUUGAACAUAAACCCAGUUAGAUUUUUUUUUCCAUCUUUUAAAAAAAAUUUUUUUUUUUACUGGUCAUGUUUCUUUGACUCCUGAUUGGACCGUGUCUGCUUGGUCCUGCUGACCGCUUGCAGUCGCGCUGCAGAAACACAGCCUGGGUUUUUCGAGCGGGCAGCCGGUUCGCGGUCAAGUCUCACUGCAAAAGGAGGGGGGCACUCCGCCUGCAGAGAGGGGGAGAGUGUGUGCGCGUGUGUGUGUGUGUGUGUGUGUGUGUGAGUGUGCACCUGUCUGUCUGUCUGUGUGUGUGUGUUUGCGUCUGUGUGUGUGUGAGACCUGGAAUAUGAAUGACUGCAGGUUUUACAAGAGCUGUGCUCAGCAUGGAGUUUCUUCAACUGGGAUUCUUAAGAAUAUUAACUGUUUAAAAAAAAAGAAAAAUAAAAAAAAAAGGUUUUAAAAAAAAAAAAAGGGUGGUUGGGUUGAGGGGGAAGGCGAGGGAGUUAAAAAAAGAAAAAAAGAAAAAAAAAGUAGUUAAUCUAAAGGGAAUGCAGCCGAAUUUAAGAGGAUUGAGCCUGUACCUGAUCUCUCAUGUCCCAACUGUCUUCCUGCAUCUGGGGCUCCACUCGUUUUCUUGUUUUCCCCCCCUUUCUAGUGUUUGUUAUUGUUGUUGUUGAUGUCGUCGUCAUAGCGAUUUUAUCAAAAGGACGUUAAAUGUGGCUCUGCCAGGGCACCAAGGCUAAAGGAUUAACUGAAAACCGAGUUGGAUCUUUUGAAGGAAACUCAGUGAUGUGUUUUUAGUCCCUUCUCUCACUGUGAAUCAUUGUUUUUUUUUUUAUCUCCGUGGGUUCAGUAUGUUGUCGUAUUUGUGGCGUUUUACGUACAUCAUGGUGAUUCAGAACCUGCCGAAGCAGUGACGGACUUUAGGAAAUUCUGCAGUGCAAAUUAUUGUUUUUUUUUUUUUUUUCUUCUUUUAUUUUUUCUGGGAGGUGGCAGAGGUGUUUCAGAAAUUCAUCAGUAGAACCAGUAGGUUGCAUAAUGCAGUUUUGUAGGAAAAAAGUUUUUUUUUUUCUAUAACACUAGUGGGUCUUUUCUACUCUUAUAAAUAACACUUUUGAAGUCUGUGAAUUUUUAAAGGCGGUGUUAAGUUGACAUUUUCAGCUGUACAAGAUUCAUUCUAGAUUUUUAAAGACACUUUUUAGAUGAACAUUUUUAAUUCUCUGAAUUUAAAGAAGUGUUGAAGAACUUUUUCAAAGCCAUAUGUGAAAGGUGGGUCCUUGCUGCUUCAGCAUAUCACUUCAAGGGAAAGACAUCGCACAGCUAGCAAUAACACAUCACAACUGUCUCAAAAAAAAGAAAAGGAAUUAUUUCUUUUUGCGGUUCACAUUUGAACAGAGGUUUAUGCAGCACACGUUUCCUUUAGGUUUACAUGGUAUUCUGCUGUAAAAGGGUAACUAACCGGUUUUAAAUUAUUGUGAAAUUGCAUUCCUGAGGCGUUUCGUCAGCUGUCGACGGUUUUCUGUAAAUUUUCUGUUUUGAGGCUGCAAUAAACAUUUGGGACAACU
Molecule: messenger RNA, 4609 nt
Organism: Anguilla rostrata (American eel)
Lineage: Eukaryota; Metazoa; Chordata; Actinopteri; Anguilliformes; Anguillidae
Gene: asph
Product: aspartate beta-hydroxylase
Exons: 13
Coding region: 159-1751 (530 amino acids)
Biological process (GO): peptidyl-aspartic acid hydroxylation
Cellular component (GO): membrane; endoplasmic reticulum
Molecular function (GO): peptidyl-aspartic acid 3-dioxygenase activity
Source: RefSeq, a predicted model, not a curated record